Gavia stellata (red-throated loon) is the source of this 2246-nucleotide messenger RNA. RefSeq names its product retinoid isomerohydrolase RPE65 (gene RPE65). The coding region runs from base 1 to 1494 and encodes 497 amino acids. The transcript has 13 exons. Gene Ontology annotation, biological process: zeaxanthin biosynthetic process; retinal metabolic process. The record is from RefSeq and is a predicted model, not a curated record. Gene Ontology annotation, molecular function: retinol isomerase activity; all-trans-retinyl-ester hydrolase, 11-cis retinol forming activity; beta-carotene 15,15'-dioxygenase activity. Lineage: Eukaryota; Metazoa; Chordata; Aves; Gaviiformes; Gaviidae.
AUGUACAGCCAAGUCGAGCAUCCCGCCGGAGGCUACAAGAAGCUCUUCGAGACCGUGGAGGAGCUGUCCUCUCCGGUGACCACCCACGUCACAGGCAGGAUUCCCACCUGGCUGCGAGGAAGCCUCCUGAGAUGUGGUCCCGGCUUGUUCGAGGUGGGCGCGGAGCCCUUCUAUCACCUCUUUGAUGGCCAGGCUCUCCUCCACAAGUUUGACUUCAAGGAGGGGCACGUUACCUAUCACCGAAGGUUUUUUUCGUACUUCAAAGGCGUGGAGGUCACUGAUAACGCCCUCGUUAACGUCUACCCCGUCGGCGAAGAUUACUAUGCCUGUACUGAGACCAACUUUAUAACCAAAAUUAACCCAGAUACGUUAGAGACAAUUAAGCAGGUGGAUCUCUGUAAAUACGUCUCCAUCAAUGGGGCAACGGCUCACCCCCACAUUGAAAACGACGGGACGGUUUACAACAUCGGCAAUUGCUUUGGAAAAAACUUUGCGAUCGCUUACAACAUCAUACGGAUUCCUCCGCUUCAGGCAGACAAGGAAGACCCGAUGAACAAGUCGCAGGUGGUGGUGCAGUUCCCUUGCAGCGACAGGUUUAAGCCCUCUUACGUUCACAGCUUUGGGCUGACCUCAAACUACAUAGUGUUUGUUGAAACACCGGUGAAAAUCAACCUCCUCAAGUUCCUCUCCUCCUGGAGCCUUUGGGGAGCCAACUACAUGGACUGCUUCGAGUCCAACGAAACCAUGGGGGUCUGGCUUCACGUGGCAGAGAAAAAGAAGGGCAGGCUCCUCAACAUCAAGUACCGCACCUCGGCCUUCAACCUCUUCCAUCACAUUAACACCUACGAAGAUAACGGAUUUCUGAUUGUCGACCUCUGCACCUGGAAGGGGUUCGAGUUUGUUUACAAUUACCUCUACUUAGCCAACUUACGAGCAAACUGGGAUGAAGUGAAGCGACACGCAGAGAAAGCCCCGCAGCCCGAAGCUCGCAGAUACGUGCUGCCCCUGAAUAUCGACAAGGCUGACACGGGCAAGAACUUGGUCACCCUCCCCUACACAACAGCUACGGCAACCCUGCGCAGCGACGAGACCAUCUGGCUGGAGCCAGAAGUUAUUUUCUCAGGGCCACGCCACGCCUUUGAAUUUCCACAGAUCAAUUACAAGAAAUACUGUGGGAAACCUUACACAUACACGUAUGGGCUGGGGCUGAAUCACUUUGUCCCAGACAGGCUUUGCAAGCUGAAUGUUAAAACAAAGGAGACCUGGGUGUGGCAGGAGCCGGAUUCGUACCCAUCGGAGCCGAUCUUCGUUUCCAGUCCAGAUGCCCUGGAGGAAGAUGAUGGGGUUGUGCUGAGCAUCGUGGUCAGCCCGGGAGCGGGGCCGAAGCCCGCUUACCUCCUGAUCCUGAACGCCAAAGACAUGAGCGAGGUUGCCAGGGCCGAAGUAGAGGCGAACAUCCCUGUGACUUUCCACGGAUACUUCAAACGAGCGUGACCGCUGCCUGCAAUGUGUCACGUUAGGUUUCUUCCAGCUCUGAGAAGGUGCCGUCUCCGUUUACAAUGACCUAAAUUCCUUCAACAUCACUUUGUAUUUCUAUGGCUACUUAAUUAAGAAUGAGCAUUUCAGUUUUGUUGAUGAUUCUUCAAAAUACUUAACCAGGUAUUUUUCAAAUACACCCUUUGGCACAAUUUCAAGAUGUACAGCGCUAAGAACUAUACAGUUAAAACAUCACAAGUUUGCAGUGGUGGGGAGGAGGUUUUCUGUUUUUUCCAAAAUUAAACUUUGCAGCUGCGACAGUUAAAGAGGCACAAAACAGCACAGUACGCACGGUAACGUUCUGUAGAACAGCCUCUGUGCUCUGUUACACGCCUUGAGAAGAGGCGAUUUUUAGCCUAUACUGAAGUAUUGCGAAUUUAAAUCACCUCCUGGUCACUCUUUCAGUAUCCCCAGAGCACUCCGAGUGGAGUCUUUCCACAGCUGCCUUGGAAAUCGGAACUGGCAGGCCCCAGGCUGUGUGGCAGGCAGCACUUUGUCCUUCACUAAGGUUGAAAACUGCACGCACGAGCUUAUGUGUUUUCUCUUUCCCAUUUCUUUUGUCAAAGUGCAGUUUCUUGAGUUCUGGAUUUCAUACUAAAACAUGGAUGUGGAAAAAAUCAAGCAAUUGUUAUGGCUUGGGAUGAAUUUGCUCCCUUGGUGUGCUAUAGACUCUCAGCUUAAUCCUUCCUUCUCACAAAAUAAAUUUUCAA